Hemibagrus wyckioides is the source of this 1590-nucleotide messenger RNA. RefSeq names its product CD276 antigen homolog. The transcript is spliced from 5 exons. NCBI's taxonomy places the organism in Eukaryota, Metazoa, Chordata, Actinopteri, Siluriformes, Bagridae. Bases 179 to 718 code for a protein of 179 amino acids. Gene Ontology annotation, biological process: cellular response to lipopolysaccharide; immune response; cell surface receptor signaling pathway. Gene Ontology annotation, cellular component: external side of plasma membrane. The record is from RefSeq and is a predicted model, not a curated record.
CUGACGUUUCCCUCUACACGUUCCAACAUGUCCACUGAAAUUCGGGCUAUUUCCUGCCGAAUAACAUUCUUCAGCUGAAGCAGGUUUGUGGGGCGAUGUUUAAAAAACUUUGCAUUCAAAAAUUCCUGCAUUCAUCUCUAAAUAGAAGAGGAGAAAUCCAUUCAGCUGGUGAUUUAAGAUGUUUUUAGUCAUACUGGUCCAACUGCUGAUGCACAAUGUGUUGGUGCAGAGCACUGAGACUCGUGAAGCCUUCAUAAGUGAUACAGUCAUCUUACCGUGUUCCAUCGACCCCACUGCAGCAGGUGGGGAUGUGAUUUGGCGAGAUGAAGAAGAAAAAACGGUAGCUGAUAUCAUCAUGGGUAAAGGAGAUUUUUCUGACCAGCACCCAGAAUACAGAGGCAGAGUUCAAACUUUUCCAAAUGAGAUUGCAAAAGGAAACUUCUCCAUCGUGCUGAGUAAUGUGAACACCACAGACUCGGGAAUUUACACCUGUUACGCCCCUAAACCUGUUCAGAGAGUAGAACUGAGAGUUACAGUACAUCCAGUAAAAAAUGGUGGUGAUAUGAGCAGAGCAAGCAGCGUGUUCCUGCUGGGGUUCAGCCUAUGCUACAGUUUGGCCUUUUUAAGACAACAUAAACCUCAACCUGUAUUGUUCUUUCAUCAGCUUCUGCUGUUUUUCAUGGCCGAUCUUUUUGGUGUCUGUUGCUCAGUACACUAGUGGUUUCUUUCUUUUUCUUUCUGGCGAACAUGCUGGAUCUUGUUUGUGGAAACAUCUCCGGCACAUACCAUUGAGAGUGACUACUCCAGUUACAUCUCUGUUAUACUAAUUCCAGUACCCAGACUGCUCAUCAGAUGCUCCAAACUGGUUCUGUGACAGUGAGGUCUUCCUUCCAGAUGGGCUGGACUAGACAACUGGUAGAGUGCUCAGGAAAUGUGCAGACCAGCUAGUGAAUGUCUUUAAUUACAUUUUUAAUGAUUCCCUUAUAAGCGCUGUCAUUGCAACCUGCUUUAAAACCACCACCAUCAUCCCCGUGCCAAAGAAGUCUUCAGUUUCAUGCCUCAAUGACUGUCACACUCACACCCAUCAUCGUAAAAUGCUUUGAGAGGCACAUGAAGACCCGUUUGCCACCCUUACUGGACCCUUUGCAGUUUACGUCCCAAUCGCUUCACAGACGAUGCCAUUGCCACCAUCCUCUACCUGAACCUUACACACCCGAACAAAAGGACACUUGCAUACGAAUGCUGCUCAUAGACUUCAUUUGAACACAAUCCUCCCUCAGCACCUGAUUGAAAAGCUGAGCCUGCUGGGCCUGAACACGUCCCUCAGCAACUGGAUCCUUGACUUCAAACCUAACCAACAGUAUCAAAGCCAAAUAACGAAACCUUUAUUUUAAAGUAAAAUAGCAAUUUGCCUUAAGCUCUCUCUGUUAAAAUGUGUAGUGUUAAAGCUUAAAAUGCUGUCACAAGUUUCUAAAUAUUUAACCCAGCAUUAGUUAAAAGAACAGCACAUGUUUUUUUGCUGUGUAUGAGCAUGUGAAGUGAAUGCCUAUUAAAAGUUUGCCAUCCUUGUGUAAAAGCGUUGUUGUGGGU